GUUAACGUGCAUAUCACAUUGAAUGCUAGUAUUUUUCAUUUAAUUGUUAUAAAGUGACUUUAUAAACUUAGAAACUAACAAUGUGAAAACCACAAAAAUGUUGUAAAAAUUAAAGUAUCGAAGUGAGAUUUUUAUUAAUAAAAAAGAAUGAAAAAGAAACCAUACAAUUCUUCAAUGAAGACCUCAACACUGACGCGAUCCCGGACAUAUAUAGUAGUUCCAAGGGACGUUCCACCAGAGAACUUUAUCAGUGUAACAGAAACUAGAAAGGUUCGUAAAGUGGGAUUAUUAAGAUGUUGUUUGCCUCCCCUGGCCGUCUGUAUUGCUGUUGCUUGUCUUCUAGCAGGAAUAGGAUAUCUGGUGUACAGAUACAACAGCAAUGUUACAGCGGAUUGGCCUGGAAACCUAAAAUCUUUACCAGGGAAAAAAUCAGCAAUGGAGAUUUGUGAAAAUACAGAAUUCGGAUGUUGUCCAGACAAUAAAACAAUCAGGUUAGAUAAAGGACUAGAGAGUUGCCUAACUAUCUGUGUGCAUGGAGAUUGUGCUCCCAGAAAUUUUACAGAAUGUACUCCUGGAUCCUGGGGACGGGGUGAGAGCGGGUGUGAACCCUGCCUGUGUUCUGGAGUGGGUUCUCUGGGACUGGAUUGUAACAAAACAACAGGACAAUGCAACUGCAGGACAGGAUAUGCAGGACAUAAAUGUAAUAUUUGUCCUAAUGGCACUGUCCAGAGAUAUGGUGGAUGUGAGGAAACCCAGGCUCAGGAUCCAGGAACACCUUGUACUUCUCAACCCUGUCAGGGUGGAGGAACAUGUGACGAGCAUGAUGGCACUUUCUCCUGCUACUGUACCCUCGACAGAUCUGGAAAAUAUUGUGAAAAGAUCCAUCCUCUAACCGAUCUCGAGGUCGCAGGAUUCGUCGGGACCUCAUUUGUCCAGCUCAAACCUAUGUCGAGGUCGGUGACCAGGACCUCGGUGGAGCUCAGCUUCAGAUCGUUCUCCUACACCGGCCUCAUCCUCCACACUGCAGUCUCAAGCAACCAGUUCAUCUCUAUACGUCUAGUAAAUGGAGUAGUGGAGUUUGAAUAUAGUUUGGGGGAGGCUGGAUCUUUAACUCUUGUCUCCAGUAUACCAAUACAACUAGGAGAAUGGCACACCAUCAAAGCUAGACGAUAUCAUCAGGACGGAAUCCUUCUGUUUGACGAGCAUGAGCCUGUAAUAGGUCAAGCUCCAGGCUCAGAGAAGAACUUGAAAUUAACAAACUCAACUUUUAUAGGAGCCAAACCAGGAGGACAAUAUCCAGGGUUUCAGGGAUGUAUCAAAGAUGUUGAGCUGGAUCAUAAUCCAGUUAGUCUUGUAUCAGGAAAAGAACCUCAAUUGAUUUCUGCUCUUGCACUGACUGAGUGUACAAAACAUCCUUGCAGUACACUACCAUGUAAACAUGCAGGCGAGUGUUUGGCAGAUUCCUCAAGUUAUCAGUGUAACUGUCAGCCAGGCUUCUUUGGUACCAGGUGUGGGAAGGCUAAGCCUCUGUGUAUACCAAACCCAUGCGAAAAUGGUGGUCCUUGUUCAGUUGCGAAUGAAAAGGUGGUUUGUGGUUGCAAGGAUGGAUUCUCUGGGGGUCGUUGUCAAAUUAAUCUAGGAUACCUGGAUACCAGGGAUACUGGGUACCUGGAUACCAGGGAUACUGGGUACCUGGAUACCAGGGAUACUAAGUACCUGGAUACCAGGGAUACUGUGUACCUGGAUACCAGGGAUACUGAGUACCUGGAUACCAGGGAUACUGAGUACAUGGAUACCAGGAAUACUGUGUACCUGGAUACCAGGGAUACUGAGUACCUGGAUACCAGGGAUACUGAGUACAUGGAUACCAGGAAUACUGUGUACCUGGAUACCAGAGAAACCAACCCUGAAGAGGAUAUGCAAGCUGACCAGGGAGACCAGGAGGAUCAUGAAGGGAUGAAGGGAGAUACUCUUCACCUACAGGGUAACUCAGUCUACUGGGUCAAUAACAGAAUUCAUAAAAGGAUGGAACGAAUGAAGACGAAUGAUAUCAGUUUAAGGUUCAGAACUAGUCUAGACUCUGGAACCAUCUUUUACUCUGGAGGUGUCACAGACUCUCUAGAGCUAGGCGUAGUGGCGGGCAGGCUGGUCAUUCGGGCCCAUAUAGGCAGUCCGACGGGACUAGGAAGAGGCGUGGCUGUUUCUAAAGAGAGGGUGGAUACGGGGGCGUGGCAAAAUGCUCUGGUGAGGAGAAAUGGUCGACGAUUGUACGUCAGAUUAAAUGAAAAAGAAGUUUUGGCAGCUGAGGUUGAAGGAGAAGACACAGACCAAUAUUUGAAUACAGAUGGAAAACUAUGGAUUGGAGGAAGAGCCCCAAGUCCAAACCUAAAUCAGAAUUAUUUUACCGGAGACUUGAAGGAUGUCCAGGUUGAGGGGGUUCAAGUCCUACCCAGACAGUUUUAAACUGUUCAAGAAAAUUAAAACAGAGGAAACUUGGAAAGGAACUUUCUGGCGUUGAUUUAUGAGUUCUUAUAGUGGACCAGCAAAAGUGAUACAAACACUUGUUUUACAGAAAAGAUCAUUUGGGAGGAAAACAAAUAUAUUUUGAGUUGUUUUUGUCCUCAUUUUCCCCCUUGGGUUGUUCUUGUCCUCAUUGUCCCUCCUGUGUUGUUCUUGUCCUCAUUGUCCCUCUUGUGUUGUUCUUGUCCUCAUUGUCCUUCUUUUUUAUUCUUGUCCUCAUUGUCCCUCGUUCUUGUCCUCAUUGUCCCUCUUGUGUUGUUCCUGUCCUCAUUAUCCCUCUUGUGUUAUUCUUGUCCUCAUUGUCCCUCUCGUGUUGUUCUUGUCCUCAUUAUCCCUCUUGUGUUGUUCUUGUUCGCAUUGUCCUUCUUGUGUUGUUCUUGUCCUCAUUAUCCCUCUUAUGUUAUUUUUGUCCUCAUUGCCUCUCUUGUGUUGUUCUUGUCCUCAUUGUUCCUCUAGUGUUGUUUUCGUCCUCAUUGUCCCUCUUGUGUUGUUCUUGUACUCAUUGUCCAUCUUGUCCUCAUCGUCCUUAUUGUGUUAUUCUGUCCCUCGUUCUUGUCUUCAUUGCCCCUCUUUUGUUGUUCUCGUCCUCAUUGUCCCUCUUGUAAUGUAAAUCAUUUUGUCUCUCUUAUGUUACCCUCUUGUCCUUCUAUUAUUCCCUUCUUCUCCUCAUAUUUUCUCUUGUCCUCCUAUGGUCCCCCGUGUUUCUAUGGACUCUUUUUUCCUCCUUAUAUACUUCCUUAAUCUUCUAAUUUAACCUAAUAUGUCCUAAUGUACCUUCUUGUAACUCUAAUGUCUCCGUCUUGUCCUUCUAAUGUUCCCGUUUUGUCCUCCUAAUAGUACUCUUUUGUCCUUUUAAUGUUCCCUUCUUGUCCUACUACGACUGUGAUGAUUGGCUGUGAUAAAAUAAAAAAAAUUGGAAGAUAAAAAAUGUUGUGCAAUGUGCACAUAUGUAUUAUGUACAUACAUGUACAUUGUACAUUGUACAAGUAUGUGGAAUGAGUUUAUUCAAGUAUUGUUAUAUUUUUGUAAUCCUAUUUAUGCUGAAAACAAAAAUGAACAAUUAAGUCUU
Eurytemora carolleeae is the source of this 3589-nucleotide messenger RNA. Its product is annotated as slit homolog 3 protein. The transcript has 19 exons. The coding region runs from base 148 to 2463 and encodes 771 amino acids. Lineage: Eukaryota; Metazoa; Arthropoda; Copepoda; Calanoida; Temoridae. The record is from RefSeq and is a predicted model, not a curated record.